AUAUAGAAUGAUUAGAAAACGAGCUACACUCGAUGAAUAUGUUUUCUAUUCAAUACUUAAUACUGAUAUUCCUAUGGAAUUAGGAGUAGCAGCAAGUUUAAUAACACGUGGAAUACUUGGACUUUAUAACAAAUUAGCAACUGAUCGAGCAAAGAAUCCUUAUAUUGUUCAAUGGCAGAAUUCCGGGGAAAAUAUGAUAGUUUUGCAAGGAUACGAUCAUAAACAUUUAAAAUAUCUGGAGAAUGAAGUGAAGUUUGCAGCCCUCGGUACUCAUGCUAUUUAUCAUCGAUGGUAUCAUAACCGAAUAAUGCUAGUACUAUCGGUAUUUGGACGCAAAGAAGAAAUCGAGGAUAUCUUUGAUGGACUUUCAUAUUUACGAUAGCAAUAUAAACAAACGUUAAUAAAUAAGGAUCAAGUUGUAUCGAGAGCUGUUGUGGAAAUGGAAACGGACUUAUCGAACAGAAGCCCUCGACACUUUUACCGCGGUGUUCCAUCGCUUCGCUGGAGAGCGAAAGCACCGAGAAAUCCCCAGAAUGCUUCGACGGUUUUAAAUCUCGAUGCGGACAUGUACAAGGCGAGAUAUACGAGGCGGCGUGCUCUGCUUUUACGAUUCACGCCCUACUUUUUAUUUGUCUCGUAAACUCCCGGA
Cyphomyrmex costatus is the source of this 649-nucleotide messenger RNA. RefSeq lists its product as uncharacterized. The transcript has 4 exons. The record is from RefSeq and is a predicted model, not a curated record. NCBI's taxonomy places the organism in Eukaryota, Metazoa, Arthropoda, Insecta, Hymenoptera, Formicidae. Bases 8 to 382 code for a protein of 124 amino acids. Gene Ontology annotation, molecular function: peptidyl-tRNA hydrolase activity.